Molecule: messenger RNA, 455 nt
Organism: Podospora pseudocomata
Lineage: Eukaryota; Fungi; Ascomycota; Sordariomycetes; Sordariales; Podosporaceae
Exons: 2
Coding region: 27-455 (142 amino acids)
Source: RefSeq, a predicted model, not a curated record
GGGUUGGACUCAGCUAGUGAGGUCGCAUGAAUCUGUCUUCCGAUCUCAUUAACUUCGGGAUCCACCGUUCGUCGUCGUCCAAAGUGCCGUUUUUCGAACCAGGGCGGCGGUGGGAGCGAGGGGUGAAGGCAUCCCUGGUGACUGCCUAUUUUUGGUGGAUUAUGACGAACAGUGGAGAAAAGGACACGUCUCAAGCAAAUACAUACUCUGAUGCGCGACGAUCAACGGGAACGCGGUCAUCACCACCCUCACGGCCCGGCUUCUCGCGCUCUCCUGGCCGCUUGGACCUUUUCGGUGACCCAGCGAUGGCGUCCAUGUUGAAGCUCCCUUGGAAUCUUCGAAGCUUCGAUAUCUUGACAGUCCCGGACUUUCCGGUCGCCCGCUUCAAGCUAGAAGACCGCUGCAGGAUUCUAGAAACCCGAAAUCACGUUAAUCUUGCCAUUGCGGGAGCAUAA